Hippocampus zosterae (dwarf seahorse) is the source of this 8869-nucleotide messenger RNA. It is a transcript of the gene nav2a, whose product is annotated as neuron navigator 2a. Gene Ontology annotation, biological process: neurogenesis; nervous system development. The transcript has 41 exons. Bases 677 to 8074 code for a protein of 2465 amino acids. The record is from RefSeq and is a predicted model, not a curated record. Lineage: Eukaryota; Metazoa; Chordata; Actinopteri; Syngnathiformes; Syngnathidae. Gene Ontology annotation, molecular function: ATP binding; ATP hydrolysis activity; protein binding.
CCCUGCCCACACAAAAUCUCCGAUGGCACUUGAACGUAUCAGUUGCUCCGUUCAUAGACCAGAGGAAGGAACAGCAUCAAGGCAAUCAGGAGACACCUUCUGCACGAAGGGACCAAACAAAACGAGAAGUUCGGGCUGUUCACGAACGGACACCAGAUCUUUUCUUCACUUUUGCCGUUCUUAUUCAUAAAUACGCGGAUGCCACUUGGAGGACCAAGCGGUGUGUGUAAUCCGAGGCCUGCCCAUGAGUUCCUCACUGGAAGAUGAACUGACUGUUGUCCAAAAGCAAGGAUUAUGAUCAUAACGUCCUCCAAAAUCUCCAUGGCUGUGGUGGUGGUUUUGGGAGCGAGGAGGACCCCGCUGGUAUCUGAUUUCCAUCGUCUGCCGUGACGUUCACUUCAAGCCAGGCCAAAAGACUGCAACGAGAAACCUCGAAGAAACGCAAUGCGCGUGUCACGGCUUGUGACUGAGGCGGGACCCUUUCCGAGAUUGCCCGUCACCUGUUUGAUGAAGCAAAGUUGAUGGACAGACAUUUUUUCCACUUUUUGGAUAGAUGCUCACGCCUCACCGCAACAAACCAAGCGGGGAAGCGGACUGAAAUACUUGGAGUGGGUAUUUCACUUCAAUCCCUGUUGUAAUAUUCCACCAGUGUGAAUAUUUGCCCACCUAUGGGAAGAUGGAGGCUGGGGCGGAGGUUUGUGCAAAACAGCAGCCCAGGAAGAGACCCGUCCAGCAUGGCUUGGAGGACCAAAAAAGGAUCUACACAGACUGGGCAAACCACUACCUUGCCAAGUCGGGACACAAGCGCCUGAUCAAGGACCUCCAGACGGAUGUUGCGGAUGGAGUGCUCCUCGCUGAGAUCAUUCAGGUCGUAGCCAAUGAGAAGAUUGAUGACAUCAAUGGCUGCCCCAAAAGCCGCUCUCAGAUGAUUGAGAACAUUGACGUCUGCCUCAGCUUCCUGGCAGCCAAAGGAGUCAACACUCAGGGAUUGUGUGCAGAAGAGAUCCGUAAUGGCAAUCUAAAAGCCAUCCUCGGGCUCUUCUUCAGCCUGUCCCGGUUCAAACAACAACAACAACAACAGCAGCAGGCCCAGAGGCGCAACCCCCAGCCGGCGCUCGCCCCUCCAGCCCAGCCUCGGAGCUCGCACCCUGCCCUGAGCCAGCAGAGCAGCGCCCCGGCUCAGCUCAGCCAGUCUACGCAUGGGACUCCCGCCCCCGCGGCCCAGAAUUCAGCACAGGCCGAGAUGCAGUCCAGGAUUGGCUCUCAGAGUAAACUACUCAAGUUUUCCCUUGGUCAGAAAAAGACCUCUAGACUUCCCGGCCCCUCGGCGAGGGUGUCCACCGCAGGCGGUGACAUCACUCCACGAGGCCCGCUCAGCAGCGCUGGCAACAGACGCAGCCAGGCCUUCAAUGACAAGACCAAAGCCAGCUCGCAGCCGAACAAAGAUUCCUCGGAGGGAAUGGCCUCACAGCCUUCGCUGAUCACAAAUGAGAAUGUGUCAUUGCCUUCAGUGACCGCGAGCUCCUCCACCAGCAUCCCCGCCACCUCCGCCACGAUACCGUCCACGUCUUCGGUGUCCUCAACGGCCAUUCCCCAUCCCAGCAGCAACAGCAAGCCCUGGAGGAGCAAGUCGAUGAUCUCCAAGCACGCCUCGCAAGCGCCCUCCUCCAUUAGCAGCCCCCCGUCCGCCAUGCAAUCAAUAAAGCAGGAGAAGGAGACCUCCUGUAAGGCUACUUUGGGAUCUGAAGCUCCUCCUAAAGUUGUCACGCAAAAGUCAAUGCUCGAGAAGCUUAAGCUGUUUAACAGCAAGGGAGGCUCUAAAUCUUCCUCCUCCUCCUCCUCCUCUUCAUCCAAUGGAGUAAGUGCCCAGAUUGACAAUGCUGCACCCGGCAUGCAGCUUGUAGCCGGGCAGGUGGAAAGAGCUGAGACGGGCUCAAACACUGAGCCCCUUGAGGAAGACGACGGGAACCUCCGCCCGGGAAUGAACGGAUCCUCAAAUGGAGCCGCUCCCUCAGCAGGUACUUCAGUGGCCGUUACUGCCAGCAGCCCCAAAAUUGCCUUGAGAGGCAUUGCCCAGCGCACUUUCAGCAGGGCUCUGACUGCCAAAAAGAGCUCCGCCAAAGGCCCCGAAAAAGACAAGGAGCGGGGGAGGGAGAAGGAGAAAGGGAAAGAAGUCAGGAAACGUCUCUCCAUGCAGGACAGGACAGAACUCAGGGGAGAGGAGCCGAAGGAGGAAACGGCACCUGUUGGCGGAGACGUGGACGGCUCAAUCAAAAAGACCUCAAAAAUCGCCAGCUUCAUUCCCAAAGGGAGUAAAGUUGCCAAAAAGGAGAGCUCCGCCUCCGCACACAGUGGAAUACCAAAGCCAGGAGGCAAAAUCCCAGGAAUUGCGGGGAAAGCCUCUUCAAUGGGGACUAAAGAGGCCGCGGAGAGACCACGAAGCAUGAAGCUAGGCGGUGCUGCGGCGCUCCGAGGUCAUUCGGAAAAGGACGGCAAAAGCGCUACCUCCGGCUUGCACGCUACUGAAGGGAAGACCGGCUCUCCCCCUGUGCCGGGAGGAAGCAACACACAGAGCACGGCCAGCAACACAGUCAGCGUGCAGCUACCUCAGACCCAACAGCACCACAGUCACCCCAAUAUGGCCACCGUGGCGCCUUUCAUGUACAGAUCCCAAACGGAUGGCGAGGGAGUCGCGAGCAGCGAAUCCAGCUCGGUAGCAAGAGGCGGGGAUGUUACCUUCAGCAAGAACCACCAAACCUCCAUCGAGGACCUUUCAGGGGAAGACCCAGAGACGAGGCGCUUGCGGACUGUUAAAAACAUUGCAGACCUGCGCCAGAACCUGGAGGAAACCAUGUCCAGCCUGCGAGGAACUCAGGUCACACACAGCACCUUGGAAACCACUUUUGAUGGCAGCGUCACCACAGACAUCAGCAGUGGUACCAACAGCAGUGGAGGGGGGAGAAGCAUCUUAAGUCUUACCUCCGCCAGGCCCUCCUUGUCCUCGUGGCGACUGGGUCAGUCCAGCCCUCGUCUCCAAGCGGGUGAUGCCCCUUCUACGGGGAAUGGAUACGCUGGCCGCGUGGCAGGCGGCCAAGCUGGACGCUAUUUGUACCCGGGGCACCUCAGACGGCAGCUGGCUGGCCGGAAUGGGGGCCUCUGCAGCGGGGACCUUGGAGACCGAGCCGGAGAGGAGGUAGACCUUGAUGGGCUCGCCAUGGAGGUCACUGGAUACAUGAGUGAUGGCGACGUUCUGACCAAGAAUGCAUCACGCACUGACGAUGUGACCAGUGGCUACAUGACGGAUGGAGGCUUGGGUCUGUACACGCGGCGCUUGAACCGGCUGCCUGACAGCAUGUCCGCCGUGCGAGAGACGCUGCAUCGAAACGUGUCGUCCGGCCAAGGAGAUGCUGACAGUUGGGACGACAGCAGCUCAGUGAGCAGCGGCAUCAGCGACAACAUCGACACAGAUGACAUCAACACCAGCUCCUCCAUCUCCUCCUACGCUAACACACCUGCAGCACAGCGCAAGGGCCUCAGCACGCAGCCUGUGACAGAUGCCGAGAAGCAGUCGGUGUCCACGGCAGUGCACCAGACCUGGUCGGGAGACGAGGUGAAGAGGCCAGACGGGGGGUCGGACAUCGGGGUCAAAAUGGAGACGGGCUCCAAGUGGAGCCGUCGAAACCCCUCUGACAUGUCUGAUGAGUCAGACAAGGGCGGAUCGGGGAGAAAGACCGCCUCGGUGUCCCACACGGGGUCCUGGAGGAGAGGUGUCAGCACACAGGUGGGGGUGACACCCCCCCGGACCAAAAGCACGAGUAGCGCAUGCUCUGCAAGCUCUGUCACGGUCAAAACCCACAGUUCAGGUAAGACAGAUGAUGUCAAGGUUUCAGAAAAGGGACGUCUCUCUCCACGUUCCAACGGCUUAAAUCGCUCACCCUCUGACGCUACGGAUGAAGCAAAGAAACAAUCAGUCUCCACUAGCCUCACAUCGACAACCAGCUCCCUCACGCACACCCUCUCAGAGCCCCAGACACAUGCUUCCCGAAUGCCAACAAGCACAUUUGGCUUCAAGAAACAGGGCCACGGCAUGGUAGCUAUGGUAACCGCCAGCGGCGCCACCGUUACCAGUGGCUCAGCCACUCUGGGGAAAAUUCCAAAAUCUGGGGUACGCUCACUGGUAGGAUUGAAGGCAGGUGGCCAGGAUGGGGGAAUGCUGCUAGGCCACCAUGAUGAUGGCUUCCUUCCCGCGAGCGCCCGCUCCACCCUUCAGUACCGCAGCCUCCCGAGGCCCGGCCGCUCAGGGUCGGCCGCCCGCAACGGAAACCGCUCGUCCACCAGCAGCAUUGAAGCCGCCGUGCUCUCAGUCACAUCUCAUGGGAAAAAUGCAAUCGGGAUCCUCAAGGCCAAUGGUUCCGCAAGUCUGCUGGCCAAUCAGACUGAUCGGGAGAAGGGUGUCUCAGAUUCUGACAACUUCAGGAGCGGAGGAUCAGCAACCGUUCCUCUUACUGGAAGACAACAGGUUCCGUCACCGACGCUACGCAGAUUAUUCAGUGGAAAGACCAGCAAACAGGCACCAGUCACGACGGCAGACAAUAUGAAAAACUCAACGGUUAUCUCCAACCCUCAUGCGACCAUGAAUCAUGUGGCCACCAUGCUCGAGUCCUCCGAUGGAGUGCAGGGAGAUGUAGACAAUGAGACCAUCAGCCCCAUGUUCGGGGGCAGACUCCCUGGGUCCGGCACAGGGACGCUGGGCAGCGAACAGGCCUCCAGUCCAGGCUCAGUCUACUCCUCCACCGGCCCCUCCAACAGUCUUACGUGGGGCACAACAUUCAGCAGCUCAUCCGCCCAGAGCAGGGAGGGCACGCUGGGUGGGCACUGCGGAACGAGCAGUGUUGGUUACCCGUCUGUCAGCAGUAUGCACACAAGCAGCGAGUCCAUUGACAUGAGCCUCGGCAGUGCCGGGGGAGGAGGAGGAGGAGGAGGAGGACACGGGACCCACAGGGAGGACACAGUGUCCGCCUUGGGCCGCACUGGCAGCGUCAAGACGGGCAUGUCGGAAAGCCCCCUUUCCUCCCCCUCCGCGAGCCCUAAAUUCAGCCGAAACACUCUACCUCGGAAACAGGACAGUGGGCCACUCUGUGGCAGAAACACUCUGCCUAAGAAGGGACUCAGGUAUGGCCCGCCCCCUCAGCUGCGAGGCCACGAGGAAGGCCGCGAUUGGCUGCGUUCUCACUCCACCAGUGGGCUUCAGGAAUCAGCCAGCAAUUCCCCCUUCUCCCCUGGCUCCAGCCUUACCUCCCCCUCCGGCACUCGCUUCAAUUUUGGCCAGCUUGCAUCCAGCCCAACGUCAGCAGCUCAGAUCAACCUGACCGGCCUGCGUAACAACAGCCUGACCAACCAGGAUGUCACCUUUGACCCUUGCAGCGACAACCGGCUGAGAAACUCUUGCAUGUCCCUGGAUGAGAAGACGCGCACCAUGAGCCGAUCGGGCUCUUUCCGCGACGGCUUUGAAGAAGUUCAUGGCUCGUCCUUGUCUCUGGUCUCCAGUACCUCCUCCAUGUACUCGACGAACGAGGAGAAAUCUCAGUCAGAGAUCCGUAAAUUACGCCGGGAACUGGAUGCCUCCCAGGAGAAAGUUUCCGCCCUAACAACACAAUUGAGUGCCAACGCUCACCUGGUGGCGGCGUUUGAGCAGAGUUUGGGCAACAUGACCAUCAGGUUGAAAAGUCUCACCUUGACUGCCGAGCAAAAGGACUCGGAGCUAAAUGAGUUGAGGAAGACGAUCGAGCUGUUGAAAAAGCAGAACGCCGUCGCUCAGGCUGCCAUCAAUGGCGUCAUAAACACUCCCGAGAUCACCGCUAAAAUGGACAGGACGGCUGGCAGUCACGGUGGUCUUCAGCAGCAGCAGCAGCAGCAGCAGCAGCAGCAGCAGCAGCGUCAACAGCAGCACCAACCAGACCUGCGAAUCAGAAGGCAACACUCCUCCGACAGUGUCAGCAGCGUGGCCAGUGCGACCAGCCAUUCCAGCGUGGGCUCCAACAUGGACGCCGAUGCUAAAAAUAAGAAGAAAAACAAGAAGAAUUGGUUGCGAAGCUCCUUCAAGCAGGCGUUCAGCAAGAAGAAAUCUCCCAAAUCGGCUUCCUCCCACUCGGACAUCGAAGAGAUGACCGAUUCUUCGCUGCCUUCCUCCCCGAAACUGCCUCAUAACGGCGCCGCCGCGACCAAUCACAUGCUCAGGAACACGCACUCCAACUCGCUAUUGUCGGAGUGUUUGGACAGUGAGGCGGAGACGGUAAUGCAGCUGCGAAGUGAGCUCAGGGAGAAGGAGAUGAAACUGACAGAUAUCCGCUUGGAAGCGCUCAGCUCCGCCCAUCAGCUCGACCAGCUACGAGAGGCCAUGAACCGCAUGCAGCUGGAGAUCGAGAAGCUGAAGGCGGAGAAUGAUCGCUUGAAGCUGGAGAGUCAAGGUAGCAGGACGGGUUCCCAAGCCUCCAUUUCCUCGUCGCCUCCGCCGCACACGCGCAGCCAGCAGGUCCCGGCGUCCGGCGCGGGGGUCCCACAGCACCUCGCCACCGGCGAAUCCACCAGUUUGGACAUGCUGUUGGAUGACACGGGUGGAGACGGGGGUCUGAGGAAGGAGGGCCGCCUCGUCAAGAUCGUCGUCAGCCUCGACGAGGACGGCUUGUGGGGUCAGGAGGCUCGCUGUCCCAGUUUUCUGAUAGGUUGCAUCGGUGUCAGUGGGAAAACCAAAUGGGAUGUGUUGGAUGGAGUGGUCCGGCGCCUUUUCAAAGAGUAUAUCACGCACGUGGACCCGGUUAGCCAGCUCGGCUUAAACUCGGACAGCGUGGAGGGAUACAACAUCGGAGACAUCCACAGGCCCCGCAGCCCCUGCGCUGCCCACACCCCCGAGCUGCUACCUUGUGGCUACCUGGUGGGCGACAGCAACACCAUCAACAUCCAGCUCAAAGGUGUGAGCAGUGACAGCGUGGACUCGCUGGUGUUUGACACCCUCAUCCCCAAGCCGAUGCUGCAGCGUUACGUCUCCCUGCUGAGGGAGCACCGCAGGGUCAUCCUGUCGGGGCCCAGCGGCACGGGAAAGACGUAUCUGGCCAAUCAGCUUUCUCAACACUUGCUGCUCCUCGAGGGCCGACCUCUGACCCCUCAAGCCGUCGUCACGUUCAACGUGGAUCACAAAUCCAGCAAGGAGCUUCGGCAGUAUCUAUCGGGAUUAGCCGAGCAGUGCGGCGGCGGGGUGGCGGGUGAGGAGAGCCCUCUAGUGGUCAUCCUGGACAACCUGCAUCACAUCAGCUCACUGAGCGAGAUCUUCAACGGCGUCUUCAGCAGCAGCCACGAACACAGCCCAUAUAUCAUCGGCACAAUGAGUCAAGCUACGUCGUCUGCGCCCAACUUGCAGCUUCACCACAACUUCAGGUGGGUGCUGUGCGCCAACCACACGGAGCCGGUCAAAGGCUUCCUGGGACGCUUCCUGCGUCGGAAGCUGAUGGAGAUGGAAAUAGGCAGUCGGACGCGCAACGUGGAGCUGGUGAAGAUCAUCGACUGGAUCCCGAGGGUGUGGCACCAUCUCAACCGUUUCCUGGAGACGCACAGCUCAUCGGACGUGACCAUAGGUCCUCGCCUCUUCCUGUCGUGUCCGAUCGAUGUGGAGGGAUCCAGGGUUUGGUUCACGGACCUCUGGAAUUACUCCAUCAUUCCCUACAUGCUGGAGGCCGUUCGGGAAGGAUUGCAGCUGUAUGGCCGCAGAGCUGCGUGGGAGGACCCCGCCGCCUGGGUGAUUGACACCUACCCGUGGUCGGCUACGCCCGCUGCAGCCGAUUGGCCCCCGUUGCUGCAGCUGCGGCCAGAGGACGUGGGAUUCGAUGGCUACUCGGCCCCAAGGGAAGGUUUCCGGAAAGAGCCGCCUCAGAGCGAUAGUGACGCCGACCCACUGAUGAACAUGCUGAUGCGGCUGAAGGAGGCAGCGACAUCGUCGAGCCCGCAGAGCUACGACAGCGACUCCAACAGCAACAGCCACCAGGACGACAUCCUGGACUCGUCACUGGAGUCCGCCCUGUGAUGCAUUCGAGACGCGGCCUCGUCGGCUGCGUCGUCGCCACCGCCAGACUGCUCUCACUGUGAGAAUUUGCUCGAAAAUCCAGCCACCUUCAAUUAAUUUGGGUGCAGGCAACCCAAAUACGAUCGGUGUUUCCGAGGACAUAAGGGCAACUCAAGUUUUUGCUGCACUGUGUUGUUGUUGUUUUUUCUUUCUUGGUUUUGAUUUGUUUUUCACCACUGUGGCCCGCGGCUCCUCUGGGAAGGAGCUUUUUUUGACAUCAGCGUCAGACAGAAUAAAAGCACAGCGCCCGACAACGUUCGAGGCGUCAUUGCGAUCAGCACCAGCCGUCAAUCAGCGUAGCCUCCCAUCCACCCUCCACUAAGUGACAUGAUCAGGCGACAGUGCACCUGUCCGACCAGCAGGUGGCGACAGAUGCUCCUCAACUGAAAAGACCACUGUGGGCAUGGCGCAGCUGCACUUGACACUUUUGCGCCACUAAAUUCUUUUUUUUUUUACAUUCAGAGCGAUUAUUGUUAUGCGCAUGAAUUUGACGACGUAGCAGAUAUGCUAGCAAACGCUGUAGCAAAAAGUAAGAAGAACGGCACCUGAUAUAAGUCAUGAGACAAUAGAAAGGAGUGAAUUAGGCCAAGUCAAUGCAGAGCAUUUUGCUUUGAUUCCAUGUUUACGGUAACAAAAAAAAGUAUCCUUUUGCAUGUUCUGGUUUAGAGUUCCACUUUUACCUCCACACGCGUUCUUGCUCUGACUCCAUAAGAUCUUCCUGGUCAUUCGUAGCACAAAGAUCUAAAGGUGCUAUUG